UUAUGAUAAUGAGCUGCUCAUCAAGAUCACAACAAGAAGCACAUAAGUUGCUAGAGUUAUUGUUAGAGAUAACAGCAAUGAACAAACUUUUAUGCCUACAAUUUCCAGAACAUUAAGAGAGACAUUAUUUACCCAGGGGAGCACAAGAAAAUUGGAUGAUGAUGAUUUUAAGUUAUAUAAGGAUUCAUCAGGAUGUACUAGUUUAAGAUGCGAAAAGGAUCUGAUAUCUGUUCACCAAAAUUGAUAAUGUUGUUGACUUUGAGACCUUUAAUAAAUUAAAAGAAUUUAGCUCCAAAGUUCAGAAUUUGGAGGAGGAAAUUAAUUCUAAAUUAAUAAAAUUAAAACAUAACAUCACCACGCAGUACCAUUACUUUACUACCACCACUAGCAGCAACAGCACAAGCAGUACCACCACCACUGACACCACUACUACCACCACUAGCAGCAACAGUACAAGCAGUACUAGUACCCCUAUCACCACCAAUAAUAAAUCAAAAAGAAUUCACACAGACAUUGAUAAAUUAACAAAAAAUAUUGUUGAUCUUGUUGAAAAUAUCAUGUCACCUACAUUUCUGCAAUCAUUACUCAUAAUUCCAAAAGAUCAUCUUCAAUUAUAUAAAUUACAUAAAGUAGUCCUAUAUGAAUAUAAAUUUGGAUUUGUUGAUUAUCAGGAGCAGUAUCACCCAGAAGCAUCGUCAUCAUCAUCAUCAUCACAGCAAAACAAAGCUAAUCUAAUUAUUUACUAAAGAAUAUUAUGAUGCAAAAUUUAUUAUUUAAGAAUACAAUAAAGGUCGUAUAACCACAUGAUUUUAUUGUAUGAGUGUUAACAAUGUCGGUAAUCGUUAGAAAGUCACGUAGUUGCGUUAACAAUGGAUCUCAAGGUGGUCGGUCCCUCAAAUCCCAUAGACGUGGAGGUAAUAUUAAACAAAAAAAUUUUUUAAUUGGAUGAAGUCGUGCUUUAUUAUGCACGUGACUUAUUGCGACAAA
This is a messenger RNA of Rhizophagus irregularis DAOM 181602=DAOM 197198, 987 nucleotides long. NCBI's taxonomy places the organism in Eukaryota, Fungi, Glomeromycota, Glomeromycetes, Glomerales, Glomeraceae. The record is from RefSeq and is a predicted model, not a curated record.